Rattus norvegicus (Norway rat) is the source of this 3701-nucleotide messenger RNA. It is a transcript of the gene Fbxl8, whose product is annotated as F-box and leucine-rich repeat protein 8. The record is from RefSeq and is a predicted model, not a curated record. NCBI's taxonomy places the organism in Eukaryota, Metazoa, Chordata, Mammalia, Rodentia, Muridae.
CCAAGGUUAGAUGGCAGGAUGAACUGCCCACUGGACAUGACGUUAGCGGCUUGGGGUUUUUGAAGCUGAAAAGGCUCCAGAGUGAGAGCCGCCAAAUUUAAGUCAGUUCCUGGGGUUUAGUCAGAGGGCAUCUCCUGGAGAUGAUAAUUUUUCUGGCGCUCCCUAAGAAUCUGGUUUGAUGAUCUAAUCUCUGCUAGUCUUUAGCACUGAAAAUGGGGCGCUGUGGUUCCAGGACAAGCCUAGCUUGGAGUAUCCAAAACUCUAGAGUAUACUUGAGGUAAAUUCCACGAGAGACCAUACGCCUAAAAGCCAUAGGGAAAUUAAAUGGUAAAUGGCGUGAAACUUUACAAAAAAACCUUACAGCACCUUGAAGCAAAAUUGGCAGCUUCAGAGAAAAUGCACAGAUUCCAACAACCCCACCCUCCUCCUAAAAGCCAAGCUCUGGAAUGUGUCUGCAGAUUCGAGUUCCACCCGAAUCUUUAUUAGCUAGCAGGAACCAGGGCAGCGCAAGUGUCAGGGUCCUAACGUGAACAACAGCCCCUCAACAUGCCAGAGCCAUGAGAGAGAGCUACAAGCUUUUGACCACAUGUCUUCCAUGGAAAGUGUUCAGGAAGUCAGUCGGUUUCUAGGGGGUGGAGACAGUGUAAAGGAGCCUCCCCUUCUGGGUCGCGUAUGUGCCCCAUCACUUCCUGAUUGGCUUGUGAUUUCAGACAAAAGAAACAAGCAAACAAAAAUAUUCUCAAAGAUUCGUGCCUGAUUAACCCAGCAGUCAGUUUCUAGUGGGCAGGAUUCCUCAACUUGAAACCUGUUUCUCAUUUGUUCAACAAGUGAGAAAGUAGUUUGAAGAACCAGUGAGGGCCAGGCUUAGUGGCCCACAGUUUUGGUCAUAGCAUUCCGGGGCAGAGGCAGAUAGAUCUCUGCGAGUUCAAGGCUAGCCUGGUCUACAUCGCGAGUUCCAGGCCAGUCAAAACUACAUAGUGAGACCCUGUUUUUAUUUUUUGUUUAUUUUUGUUUUAGAUUUAUUUAUUUCAUGUAUAUGAGUACACUGUAGUUGUCUUCAGACACACCAGAAGAGGGCAUCAGAUGGUUGUGCGCCACCAUGUGGUUGCUGGGAAUUGAACUCAGGACCAUCUGGAAGAGCAGUCAGUGCUCUUAACCGCUGAGCCAUCUCUCCAACCUUGUCUUUAAAGAAAGAAAGAAAAACCACUGAGGCAGGAGUAUCAAGAGUUCAAUACCAACCAGAGCUACACAGCAGAGAUGAAGAAAGAGAAAAAGAAGAGAGGGGAGAUGGGAAACUGUGGGGUGGGAGGCACAACCACUAUACCUUUAACCCUUUGGGGAGAAUUGAUGUUCUGAACAGAGACUUCUGCAUUUUCUUUUUUUAAUUAACUAACUUAUUUAAUGUGUAUGGGUUUACAUGUAUGUGUCUAUGUAACAUGAACAUGCAGUGCCACAGAGUCUAGAAGUUGUUAGAUCUCAUAGACCUAUAGCUAUAGACAGUUUUACUGGCUAUGGAGGGGCUUCUUUGAGAGCAACAAUUGCUCUUAAUCGAUGAGCUUUCUCUCUGAUACCUUGUAUUCAAAACAUAAUUUUUAGAUUUACAUAUUUUUGUGUGUAUGAGUGUUUGCCUGCAUGUGUUUGCCUGUAUGUGUUCUUAUGUGAGGCUAGAAGAGGGCAUCAGAUCUUCUGGAAUUGGAGUUAAGGGCAGUUGUAAGCCACAUGUGGGGUGCUAGGAACUGAACCUGGGUCCUCUGCAAAUAUAGACAAGUUUUUUGUUUGUUUAGUUUUUAGCUGCUGAGCCAUCCCGCUGGUCCCAUACUUUUGUUGUGUGUGUUCUAAAUCUUUUAUUUAUUUGCUUGUUUGCUCACAUGUGUAUGUGUAUGGAAGUGCUCCAGCUAGGGUGGGCAUGCAUGCCUAGAGGUCAGAGGGCAACUUUCAGAAGUCAGUUCCUUCUUUCAUCCUCUAGGACCCAGGGACAGAACUCAGGUCAUCUGUGUUGGGGGCAAGUACCUUUAUCUGCUGAGCCAUCUCACAGCAUGCGAUCUCUGCCAUAUAUAUAUAUAUAGCAGUGCCUCCUAGGUGUGCACAAGCAUUGGCAUUUCAGAAAUCUAUCCACCUCUCUAAGCUCAGGGACUCCCUCUUGCACUCUAGUCACAGCCGCUGGGAGUAGCAGGCCCCUUCCCUCCAGCCACACCAUGGUGGAGCUGAUUGAAAAGCUACCAGAGGAAGUUUUGGGGCUCAUCUUCCGUGACCUGCCUCUCAGGGACCGUGCUGUAGCAGCCAGAGUCUGCAGGGCCUGGGCUGCCGCUGCCACUAACAGUGCUGUGUGGUAUGAUACAAGCAUCAGUGGUGCCACUGCUAAUUCCUUUCUGUGUCGCUUCCUACAUAAGUUGUGACUGUGAGCUGGAAAACUUGUUGCCACCGGGUUUGUCCGCCUGCCUAGACCACAUUCACAACCUGAGCCUGGAAUAUGAACCAUCAAAGAAGCCCAGCCGCAGAACGGCCACCGAGCUGCUGACUGCCCUGGCCAGCCGAGCCCCGAGGCUUCGAGGCCUGCGCUUGGAAUGUCGGGGAGAGAAGCCGCUUUUUGAUGCGGGCCGCGACAUCCUGGGCGCCCUGCACACAGUCUGCGGAGCCGCUCACCAACUGCGCCACCUCGACCUGCGCCACUUGCCCUACACAGUGGACGACACUUUGGUGCUUAAGGUUGCUGGUGGUUGUCCCGAGCUCCGCAGUCUUUUCCUGGACAACCAUGCACUAGUGAACAGCGUACAGCCCGCCUCUGUGCUUAGGCUAUUGGAGGCUUGCCCUCACCUGCGCGCCCUUGGACUGCACCUUGCUAGUAUGUCGCGUGCCGCGUUAGAAUUGCUAGCCGCUCCGCAUCGCGCCCCUUUUACACUUCUGGCACUGAAGUGCGCGUGCCCCGAAGAUGCUCGUGCUUCCCCUCUGCCUGAUGAAGCCUGGGCGACACUAACUUGCUAUCAUCCCGGGCUGAAGGUGGAGCUGGAGCUGGAGCCUGUGCUUCCAGAUGAGGCCGUGUCUCGCAUCCUGCAACCAGCAGUACCAGUGGCUGUGCUGCGUCUCAACCUCUCUGGUGACACAGUAGGACCGGUGCGCUUCGCAGCGCGCCACUACGCCGAAACUUUGCGCGCCCUCGAGGUGCGCGCGUCCGCUUCCACCGAGCUGCACACCGCGCUGGAGGAGCUGGCGGCGCGCUGCGCGGGCUUGAGAGAGAUACACUGCUUCUGCGUGGUGAGACCCUCUGUACUGGAUGCCUUCCGCGCGCAUUGUCCGCGCCUGCGCAGCUAUACGCUCAAACUAAAGCGUGAACCGCAUCCCUGGCGGCCGACACUGAUGCGGUGAUUGGGCAAUCUCACCCCACCAGGACCGCGCGAACCUGAAGCCGGGGAAAGGCCUAAGCAAGUUGCGCAGACACGCCCCAAUUGCUAGCCUCUUCUUUAGGGGCUCCGUUGACUACGGUGCUUCUUGGGAAUUGGGGUCUAUGAGGGCAUCCAGACCAAUCCCGGGUACUAUAAAUUCAGCGAGCCCUCUCAACCUCAGUGGCUCUGUCCAUUCUGGGCCCUCCCUCCUCUCUAUGCACUCGCAUUAGCUCUGAGGCCCAGAACUGGGGGAGGGCAGGCACAAGUAGGAGCCAAGAGUCAAGGGUGAGUGUAAAGUAAAUAAAUCCUUUAAUAUUCCUG